This is a messenger RNA of Mobula hypostoma (lesser devil ray), 2373 nucleotides long. Its product is annotated as AT-rich interactive domain-containing protein 5A-like. The record is from RefSeq and is a predicted model, not a curated record. Gene Ontology annotation, biological process: regulation of transcription by RNA polymerase II. NCBI's taxonomy places the organism in Eukaryota, Metazoa, Chordata, Chondrichthyes, Myliobatiformes, Myliobatidae. Gene Ontology annotation, cellular component: nucleus. The transcript has 6 exons. Gene Ontology annotation, molecular function: transcription cis-regulatory region binding. Bases 173 to 1879 code for a protein of 568 amino acids.
GGGAGCGCUCCUGCCCUGAAGCGGUCGGAGGGAGCGCCCCGUCUGAAAGCAGCCGCUCUGCGGAUGAGAGUCCUGCGCACGGAGGAGGGUCUGAUGUGGUCACUGUCCGGGAACUUUGUCAAGAGUGACGGGAGCUUCCUGGAUCGACAGUGGUGCUGACGGAGAGACAGGGAUGGCGGAGGGGCUGGACGCGGCGAAGGAGACCGACAGCGGUGACAUGAGCCAGCAGAGCUUCCUGGUCAACCUGUACAAGUUCAUGAAGGAGAGGGGAACCCCAAUCGAGAGGAUCCCACACCUGGGAUUCAAGCAAGUGAACCUGGCCACGCUCUACAAGGCAGUUGAGAAACUGGGUGGCUACGAAGCGGUCACGGCGAGUCGACUCUGGAAGAAUAUCUACGACGAGCUGGGGGGGAACCCCGGGAGCACCAGCGCAGCCACCUGUACCCGCCGGCACUACGAGAAACUGGUGUUGCCUUACGAGCGUCACCUAAAGGGGGAAGAGGACAAACCUUUGCCGGCGAGCAAGCCUCGGAAGCAGUACCGGGUGGUCAAAGCCAAGGACGGGAAGGGCUCGGGUGCCGAACUGAAGGAUCAGGGCAGUAAACGGAAACCGCCGAAGGAUGGUGCACAGCGAAUCGGCAGGAGCAAUGCGGUCUCCCCCUCAGCAGAAGCCGAAGAUACGGGGAGGGGGCAGAGCGAGAGAGCGCUGCGGGCGGCCCCUCCGGCCACCGCUGAAGAGCGCGAAUGCCCGCGCGUCGAAUCGGCAACGUCGGCGGAGAAAGGCGGCGGCAGGUCGCCUUGGGGAGCGGGCGGAGGGGCAGAGGAAGAGACGGCGGCGGCGGGCCAGGGUCCCCUCGUCUCCAGGAGGGAGCAAGACAUUAUCUCUCCCCUGGCUAAGAAGAAGCGGUUCGCGGCGGCCGAGCUCCCCCUGGCCAGACCGUCGGUCAUCCAGCCACCCCGCCCGGCGGCCCCCGUCGCCCCGCUGCCGCUGUACCCGGCGCGGGACGAGAAGGGUUCGCGGGGCUGCGAAGUGCCGCAGACUGGAAUCCAGCACGUAGUGAGGCCCCUUCUGCAACCCUUCCCCACCAGGGCGAGCCCCGUGCCCCGCUGCCGCGGCUUCAGGGACCUCAGCGCCUUCGUUCUCCCGCUCGACAAGGGGUCGCGGCGCCUGGGCCGGACAGGGGAUCGUACUGCCGAGCUCGCCUUGCCCCGAGUGGCUCCCUGGGUGUCUGAGUCCAAGGGCGAGGCUCCGGCACUGAGGGUGGGCCCGCUGCCCGCUCCCUCCCUGGAAACCCACCAGCCGAAGGCGUGCUGGGUGCCGCCCCUCAGUGUGGCCCUGCCCAGGAAGGUGCCGGCUAAGCGAGCCAAGGUGGACGGGGGGCUUCUUCAGCCGCGACCGGGACUGGGACCGGAGCUCAGGACGAAGGACUGCGAGACUUCUCUCUACGGCAGGAAGCUCCGCAUAGUCUCGCCCCUCCACUUGGCCAGGGAGCCCGAGGCCAAGGACAGGCAGGCUGGGGAGGGCAAGGCCCUGAAAUCCCCCCUGCCUGCCGUCCCAGGUUGGCUGCUGGCGGCCCCCAGUGUCCCGGACGCCGUCGUUACCGACGGCCUGAGGGCGCGCUUCCCCGCUGGCUACGUGCUCCCAGUCAAGGAGCACGCUCUCUACUCGUCCCUCCCCACCUCACUGGCCCUCAAUCCCUUCGUGGUACCCACCGUGCCCGGGGAAGGGCUCGGGGUUCCCGGGCUUCCCCUGGACCUGUACAAACACCUAGCCGCCGGUUCCUCCUGCGACAGCCUGCUCCAUAACAGACUGUGCCCGCUGGCUGCCUGCUACACCAGCCCGUACCUCCCCGCCUGGCAGGGGCGGCCCCAGCUAUAGCCCGGACCCCGGCCCCUUUGCAAUUGGCCGAAUGCAGCCACGGCGUGGAGCCGGAGCUCUCAGAACCUCGGUAGUGAGCCGGGACCCACCUUCUCGCUUGACCACAGGUCUCGUUUGGCCAGUGAUCCUGCGUGCAGCUAAAGGGAACAGGUGCCCAAACAGGAGCGGCCCGGCGUGUAAAUAGACCGUGAGAACACCGGGACUGAAUCACUGGACACGAGUCGUCCGUCCCCCAAGGGUAGAGGAGAUGCCUCUGCCGAGCUCAGUGCUCCUGCGGCUUCUGAAUCGCCAGUGGAAGUGUUGACCUCAGGUGGACUUUUGGACUGGUCUGGGGGGAAAACAACCCGGGUGCUGGGAUCCAACUGGCAUUCGAGGGGACGUGAUGUCCGUGUAGGCACAGGCAAGGAGAGCGAGCGAUCAGAACCAAGUUCAUUAUCACGGAUACACUGUACGUCGUGGAAUUUGUAGUUUUACGGCUGCAGUACAUAAAGUUA